AGGAAAUGAGCUAUUCCACAGCUGAUGGAUAUUUCCAGGCAAGAUGGCCGUCGAUCGGACAAAUUUGUUUCUGGCGACGAUAAAAACAGUGAAAACUCGCAAUAAGAUAUUGAACAUUGGUUCAGAGGAAGCCAAAAAUACAGCAACAGUUCACCCAAGACCCAAGGGAGAAUUUAUUGUCAGAGCAAAAGAUGUGGUACAGAAUAUCAGCAAGUUAAGAGAUUUCCUGCUGAAGCAUAGGAAGGACUAUAUUGAUGCCACAGGGUAUCUGACAUCAGAAGUGUCCAAGAUGACAGACAAUGAGAGGGACCAGAUUGACAAUGAUGCCCAGACGUUUAUGCGCACCUGCUCAGAGGCCAUCAGGAUUCUUAAGACAGAAGUACUAAAACAACCAAUGCCACAACAAGUGCGUAGCCACAGAGAGGCAGUGUUUGAGCUCAUGGAGGCAUAUCUAAAAGCCGUGUGUAAGCUAUACAGUGAGCAGAGGGCCAUACGUGUCAAAAGAGUUGUGGACAGAAAAAGAAUUUCCCGUUUAGAGCCUGAGGGCCGAAGGACAGGCGCUGACCUGACUGAACUCCGACAGAGACACAGGAAAGCACAGUCAGAACAGAACACUGAGGAAGGAGCCAAAAAUGUGAAGACAGAUGAAAGCAAGGUCAUGAAAAAUAUACCAGCAUCUAGGGAUCCUCUUCAGAUGGAAUAUUUGGAAGAGGAUGAGGAUGAUGAACUAUCCCCCGAGGAAAUACAGAUGUUUGAGCAAGAGAAUGAGAGGCUGUACAAUGAGAUGAACAGUCUGGUGGAUGAAGUCAGGCAAAUAGAAGGCAAGGUGGUGGAGAUCUCCAGACUGCAGGAGAUAUUUGCAGAUAAGGUUCUGCAGCAGGAAGUAGAGAUAGACAGGAUUGCUGACACAGUGGUACAGUCGACUGAAAACAUCAAGGAGGGGAAUGAGGAAGUCCGAGAGGCCAUGAAGAAGGAUGCAGGAUUUCGUGUGUGGAUCCUCUUCUUCCUGGUCAUGUGCUCCUUCUCACUGCUUUUCCUGGAGUGGUACAGCUAAGAGG
Branchiostoma floridae (Florida lancelet) is the source of this 1058-nucleotide messenger RNA. RefSeq names its product syntaxin-18-like. Bases 44 to 1054 code for a protein of 336 amino acids. The record is from RefSeq and is a predicted model, not a curated record. Gene Ontology annotation, biological process: intracellular protein transport; retrograde vesicle-mediated transport, Golgi to endoplasmic reticulum. Lineage: Eukaryota; Metazoa; Chordata; Leptocardii; Amphioxiformes; Branchiostomatidae. Gene Ontology annotation, cellular component: SNARE complex; endoplasmic reticulum; membrane. The transcript is spliced from 10 exons. Gene Ontology annotation, molecular function: SNAP receptor activity.